This is a messenger RNA of Camellia sinensis, 1227 nucleotides long. The record is from RefSeq and is a predicted model, not a curated record. NCBI's taxonomy places the organism in Eukaryota, Viridiplantae, Streptophyta, Magnoliopsida, Ericales, Theaceae.
AUGGUUUUGAUUCAAGAAACGAAGAAGUCAUGUAUGGAUGAGAAUUUCGCUAGAUUCCUAUGGCCAGGAGAUGACCUGGGGUAUAUAGGGGUUGAUGUAGAAGGGAGUUCAGGGGGUUUGUUGUGUUUGUGGAAACCUGAGGUCUUUCAGAUUACGGGUUGUUGCAGGUCCAGGAAUUUGGUUUUGUUAUCAGGUUUAGCCUAUCUCAGACUUGGCUGUUUCAUUGUUAAUGUCUAUGUCAUAGUAGUGGGAGAAGGCAUCUUUGGGAGCUUUCUUAAAGAAGUUAAAAAGGCUUGGGUUAGUGCACCAGUAGAGGGUUGGGCUGGCUUUAGAAUUAUGGCCAAAUUGAGGUCACUCAAGCAAGCAUUAAAGAUUUGGAAUGUGGAGGUCUUUGGGCAUGUGGUAUCUAAACUUAAAGUAGCUGAAGCUGAGUUACACUCCUGGGAUUUAGUUGUGGAAGAGAGAGAUCUUACAGAAGCAAAAGCUAGAAAGAGAAUUGAAGUCAGAGAUGAAGUUUGGCAGAGUAGAAAAAAAUUGGAGUCGAUCUGGUUACAAAAGUCUAGAUUAAAUUGGGCAUUAAAAAGGGAUAAAAACACUAGAUGCUUUCAUAUCAUGGCCUCCAGAAGACAAAGUAGGAACCUUAUUGAUUCAAUGAAGAUUAAUGAUACUUUAUAUGAGGAGCCCUUGGAGUUAAAACAGGCUGUGUGGGUUUAUUUUAAAGAUUUGUUCACUGAAGGUUGGAAAGUGACGCCAAGACUAGGGGGUGAAUUUAGUUGCAUUGAUCAAGGCCAACUUCAGCGUUUGGAGUCAGAUUUCUCAGAAGCAGAGGUUUGGGUAGCAGUUAAAGAAUGUGAUGGAAACAAAGCUCCAGGUUGGAAAGUGACGCCAAGACUAGGGGGUGAAUUUAGUUGCAUUGAUCAAGGCCAACUUCAGCGUUUGGAGUCAGAUUUCUCAGAAGCAGAGGUUUGGGUAGCAGUUAAAGAAUGUGAUGGAAACAAAGCUCCAGGUCCAGAUGGAUUUAACUUGUUUUGCAUUCAAAAGGGUUGGAAGAUCAUGAAGGGUGAUAUCAUGGAUUUUAUGAAGGAGUUUCAUGCUAAUGGGGUGUUGGGAAAUGGCAUUAAUUGUUCCUUUGUGACUCUUGUUCCUAAAUCUAAUUGUCCUGAAUCAAUUAAAGACUUUAGACCUAUCAGCUGCAUUUAUAAAGUGUUGUCUAAAGUGCUUGUCUAA